AUGACGAUAGCAUUUCAUUUCGAUGAACUCGGUGAGCAUCAUGGAACUGUUGAGGUACUGGGUGAUACUACACAGCGCAAGCCCGUCUAUGUCGGUGCUUUACUACCCACUGAGAGGGAUCAAAUUUACGAUAUGCUGCCUACCGUACAAGCUGCUGUAGAUCAUGUCAAUGAGUUAGAUGGACUACUGGACGAUUAUGAAUUGAGGAUAAGAUGGAAUUUGACAGAGAGGGACCCAGCAAAUGCUUUACGGAUUGUAAACCAUUUCGUCAAUGAAGGCCCGCCCGUGUCCAUGGUAUGGGGUCCGGUCUUCUCGAAUGUUGCCGUGGUCGUCAAUGAAGUUAUUCCAAGAUAUAACGUUAUUCAGGUAGUGACUGCUUCAUCUACAACUCUUCAGGAUCGAACUCGUUAUCCUCUAACGAUCCAAGUUGGUGCAAUAGAUGACGAGUUUACAGUCCCAUCCAAAGUGGCCUUCCUUAAACUGAUGGGAUGGACAAAGGUUGCUCUUAUCUUUCAAGAUAAUCAAUAUUUCAGACAGAAUAUCAAGAACCUUGCAGGUGCCUUGGAAGACAAUGACGUCACCAUCUUGACGACAGAGACGGUAAAGGACUUGAAUAACCUCGAUGAGCAGAUACAGAGUCUGAAGAGACAUGAUGCUCGAAUUAUAUUUGCAGGAUUUUACAGUCCCCAAUGUGUGGAGUUUAUGUGUAAGGUUUCUAGAGCCAAUCUUACUGGUGCUAAGCACGUGUGGAUUAUACCCGGUUGGUACCCGGCGGGUUGGUGGAAAAAUCGAACCGCUUCAACAUGUUCAGAUGAAGAGAUAACUAAAGCCCUGGAGUUUCAUUUUGAAUUUAGCUGGGACCUUGCAGUGAAAAAUGCUUCACUAAUUGACUUCAAUGGUGUGAAACCAAAGCCGGAUCAUUUAGACUUUCUUACGGGACAAAUAAACAACAAGAAAAACAACGCUCACAUCAAAGCCUACGAUGGCAUGAUAACGAUAGCUAUGGCUCUCAAUGCAUCAAUACAAGAACUGAUAAAGCUUAAUCCUCCCAGAGGACUGGACGAGUUUACUUAUGACGAUUGCAACAUGACACGAAUUCUCUGGCAGAAUACUUUGAUGACAGACUUUGUUGGUCUGACUGGACAAGUUUCUUUCGACGAUGACCUUGAACGUAACGUGUCGUCAUACAUAUCACAGUUCCAAGGAGACGGUUUCGUGAGGGUUGCUCAAUAUUUUCCUGAAGGAAUUCAUCUCGUACCGGACAUGCCUAUAACAUGGAAAGGAUCAUAUAGGCCAGUUGAUGGUGAGCAUGAAACGGAAAUACGAGUUCGAGUGUCUGAUGUCUUGAAGAUUGUGAUUGUUACUCUUACAAGUUUUGGAGUCUUGAUUGCUUUGAUAUGUCUAGUUAUCAACAUCACUCUGCGAAAACAAAGAGCCAUCAAGAUAUCGAGUCCUCAAAUCAACAAUCUGAUUGUUUGUGGAUGUCUCCUUCUUUACUCCUCUGUCUUCGUCUCUGGAAUGGACACCACUGGAUUAAAUGAAACUGGAUUCAUCAUCAUGUGCAAUGUGCAAAUCUGGCUCAUCUGUGUGGGAUUUUCCCUUUCGUUUGGGUCACUGCUGGUCAAGACAUAUCGUAUCUUUGCUAUCUUUAGAAAGGCUGUGGAAAAAUUCAAGAAAAUAUACUUGCCAGAUCGUAAAUUGAUGUUAGCGGUAGGACUACUUGUCCUUGUAGAUUGUGUAAUCAUCAUAGUAUGGACCAUCUUUGGACAAACCGUGGUCAAACAAGUCCCGUUGGAGAGAAAGCUGUCCGAUACUACCAGCCCUGACAGAGAAGAAUACAUCAUACCCGUGUUAUAUCAUUGUCAUUCACAGCAGGAAUUCUUUUUAAUGUGCGCCCUCUAUGGUGUCAAAGGGAGUAUUCUUGUCUUUGGUAUUUUCAUGGCAUGGGAGACAAGACACGUCAAAGUCCGAGGACUUAAUGACAGUAAAUACGUCGUCCUAUCAAUCUGUAUUGUUGGAGUCACAGUAGCCAUCGCGGUACCAACUCUGUAUUUCUUCAUAGAAAAUGCAGAUUUACAUUUCUGUUUCUACGGGAUUUCAGUCAUCUUCGCAAAUACCUCGGUACUGUGUGUCGUUUUUCUUCCAAAGUUUUAUUUGUGGUAUACGACUCGUGGGGGCGCCCUUCGCGUUACCAUGAUGGAUAUGUCUGAAUCUAGCUGCACAACCGUAACUGAAAGAAAUCGCAGGAAUGAAAUUCACACGAAGCAUAAAGAGAAACUUGAAGUUCUUACUAAUUUACUUAAGGACUAUAACAACCUGGUUUGGAGAAACGAUGGCCUUAGUCUUGAGCGCCGAAGACACAACUCAAGUACGAAACUUUCUUCAAUCUGAGCGCUGAGUUUACUCAUGAUUUUUCGUUCAGCCAGCUUGGUAUUAAUGAUGUUUAUUAUAACAAUUUCGGUCAUCGUUGUGUGGCUGUUUGAAUAUUUUACGACAUAAGUGAAAAUGACCAUGAAUACAUUAAUAGGUGCAUAAUGAUGAUAAUGUACGUAGAGGGUUGAGUUCACGUCUAGGAUUCAUUUUUUUUUUUUUUUUAACUCAGUUUAUUGAGUUGUGUGAACGGUGGUAACAUA
This is a messenger RNA of Asterias rubens (European starfish), 2633 nucleotides long. RefSeq names its product gamma-aminobutyric acid type B receptor subunit 2-like. Gene Ontology annotation, biological process: G protein-coupled receptor signaling pathway; gamma-aminobutyric acid signaling pathway. Gene Ontology annotation, cellular component: G protein-coupled receptor heterodimeric complex; membrane. The transcript has 17 exons. NCBI's taxonomy places the organism in Eukaryota, Metazoa, Echinodermata, Asteroidea, Forcipulatida, Asteriidae. The coding region runs from base 1 to 2391 and encodes 796 amino acids. The record is from RefSeq and is a predicted model, not a curated record. Gene Ontology annotation, molecular function: G protein-coupled GABA receptor activity.